AACCACAGCAACACCACUUACUUUUCUUAACUAUAUCCCUCGCCUUUGGGUUCCAUCUGGCCCGACAAGUCUCUAGCUCAAGCCAGAACUCCUUUUGACAAGACAAUCUCGUCCGUAGAAAUGUCAUCCACUCCUCGCAGCGGCAAAUCCUCCUCGACUAACGCGCUGAAGCGCCUCACUCACGAACUUCAAGACCUCCAAUCCUCCCCCAAUGAAGCAGUCCUUCACCUCGGGCCCGUCAACGAGGAAGAUUUAUUCCAAUGGGAAGCUGUUCUAAAAGGCCCUCGAGACCCGGCGUCUCCAUACCACGGCGGCCUAUGGCUUCUCUCCAUUACCGUUCCGCCAACCUACCCAUUCGCCCCUCCCAAAGUCCAAUUCAUCACACCUAUAUGCCAUCCGAACGUGCAUUUCUCCACGGGGGAGAUCUGCCUGACACUCCUGAGUGGUGAGCACUGGGCACCGUCGUAUACGCUGAGCACAACCAUGGGCGCCAUUCAACAGCUCCUCGUUUCUCCGGGACUGGACAGUCCUUUGAACGUCGAUAUCGCAAAUUUGUACAGAGAAAAUGACGCCAUUGGCGCCGAGAGCUUGGUGAGGUUUUGGACGGGCGCGAAGAGGUGGGCUGGUGAGGGUAAAGGUGGAUGGCUAAGUGAGAGACGGAGAGGGACGGGAGGGAAGUUGGGGGAGUAGGAAACAUGCUAUGAGCUGGUCUGACGUUGCUUUUGGUGUUCUACGAAGGCUCAAAUCGGUUUUUGAGAGGCAAAUUUGGUCUGUGUGUCUUUGGCGCUUUAGUAGUGAGGAUGUCUACGUUCACUCUCCAAGCGAAGGAGUAAAGCGCAGCGAGGUACAACGCGGAGUAUAUGGGUCCGAUCCGGGAAUCAACGAGUUCAAUCUCUAGAUGGGCUUCGAAUUCGCGUCAGAUCAGAUCAGCGGCUUUCAAAGCAGUUGGGAGGAACCAAAGGUCGGCAUGGGCUAUUGUGAUGUGAAAUGGGAGACGUCGAGAUGCACGAAAUCAGUCACUGCCUGCUGGCCAUUGAUGAUUUAGAGGAUUCUGAAGGACUUGUUCCCUUCAACAGUGAGGCGAGUUUGUCCGAGCUCUGGGCACUCUGCAAUGUUGGUACGCAAUGUAAUUUGAAAACAUGUCCAGCAAACAAAAAGUCCCAAAUUG
This is a messenger RNA of Cladophialophora immunda, 1168 nucleotides long. RefSeq lists its product as uncharacterized. Bases 121 to 690 code for a protein of 189 amino acids. NCBI's taxonomy places the organism in Eukaryota, Fungi, Ascomycota, Eurotiomycetes, Chaetothyriales, Herpotrichiellaceae. The transcript has a single exon. The record is from RefSeq and is a predicted model, not a curated record.